This is a messenger RNA of Tremella mesenterica DSM 1558, 423 nucleotides long. RefSeq lists its product as uncharacterized. Lineage: Eukaryota; Fungi; Basidiomycota; Tremellomycetes; Tremellales; Tremellaceae. Bases 1 to 423 code for a protein of 140 amino acids. Gene Ontology annotation, biological process: negative regulation of transcription by RNA polymerase II; chromatin organization. Gene Ontology annotation, molecular function: chromatin binding. Gene Ontology annotation, cellular component: pericentric heterochromatin. The record is from RefSeq and is a predicted model, not a curated record. The transcript has a single exon.
AUGAAGAAGUUAGAUGUUAAGCAAAGUGGGCCGUACAAGGUAGUACGGCAGGUAGGUUCUCAUGCUUGUAAAUUGCAAUUACCAGGAACGAUGGCAGGUAUCCAUGAUGUAUUCCAUGUCUCCUUGCUCCGUCCUUAUCACCCUCCAAUAUUUCCUGGUCAGCAAGCUGAGCCACCUGGGCCAGUAGAAGUAGACAAUGUGGGAGAGUCUUGGGAGGUAAAGGAUAUUGUGGACUCUAGAGUAAAUAAGAGGUCAGGAAAGUUAGAGUACUUGGUGGAGUGGUUAGGUUACGAAGGAACAGACGAUUCAGUAUCAUGGGAACCAGUGGAGAACGUCGAUGGAGCUGAUGACAUAUUGGCGAAGUUCCACGAACUUCACCCUACUAAGCCGAAGGAAGGGCGACUGCGAAGGGCUAGGAGAUAG